AUGCGCUGCAGGCAAGACAUUUCUCGACUGUGGAGCGGUUCCUCAUCCUUCCUCUUCUUAAUCUCCCUCGCACUCCUCACUUGGAAUGCCUUUUCCGUUUCCGGUCUAGACUGUACUAAAGCAAAGCGAGACUGGCUCAACUACCGGUACAAAGUACUCACCACUAAUGCCAUCUCACCUUCCUACAGUCAAACGAUCUGCCCGAUUAUCGAGAGUACCUCAUGUUGUGAUAAGCAGAUGGAAAUGGAUAUAUAUACUGUUGGUGAAAGUGAGCUCCCUACCUCUCUUGCUAACUGGCUUGCGCCCGUUGCUGAACAAAUGGAAAGCGAUAGUCUAGCCCUUGACUACUUUUUCCGGUCGGAUCUGAUGGAGGCGCGGAAUCGGUUGCACGAGGCCUUCAGCGGUAUCUAUGGCUACAACUACAAGGUGAACCAUGCCUUCUUUUUCCAGUUCUUUAAUGAUCUCGAAGCCUACAUGGCUGGACGUCGCGGCGACCUGGCCCAGUUAGUGACGAGCUUCUUCAAUCAGCUGCGCACCUCAAUCGUAGUAUUGAUGGAGAAGGCAGAGGUGGCGACGGGCUCCACCGCCACGCCCGACUAUCAGCGCAUCAACUGUCUGUCCGAAGCUCUGGGCAAGCAGAACGCCUUCGACCUCACGGACGUGCACCUGCGGGAGCAGUUCCUUCAGGUCUAUCCACCGGCACGCAUGCUUGUUAAUUCGCUGGCUGCCGCAAGUAAACUCCUGCGCACCAUCGUUGAGGAUGCCUCAAAGCGUCCGGAGUGCAUCGUGGCUUUUUCUCGAAUCCACUAUUGCGGAACCUACUGUGGUGCGCGAGAGGGCACGCAUGCCAAAGUCUGUCCCGCGGCCUGCGACAACUUCAUUAAGACCUGUUUCGCCGACGCUUCCUCGGACUCCUCCAAGUCCCUACCGCACGUCUGGUCGAAACUUAUCACCGCCAUCACCGUAACCACGAAGCGGCUGGAGAGGACGCAGAAUUUUGCUUCGGUGAACAAGGAUCUCCACAUCUUCCUAUCCGAGGCGAUCACCUAUGUACACCAAAAAUACGCCACCGUCAAGCCCUCGCUCAUCCAGGAGUGCAAAUACGCCACUGGCAGUGGCGUUGGGGGUGGCGUGGCAGUGCAAGUUGCCAGUGGCUGGCCCUACAGCCAUCGCACUCGUCGAUCCUCAAACAGCUCUUCCGACCCUAUUGAAUUGUUGCGCACGAAGCGACAGAGCCUGUAUCCAGGCGCGGCCCGGCAGCCGGAGUCGUCGACGUGGGGAUCACCACCCGGUUCCCUGCCAAACUCACAGCAGCCAUCGGCAUCACAGCCACACGUCUCCUACCAGUCAUACUUCUCACAAAACAGGCAAAGCGGGGAUGGCAGUGGUGGCUCUUCUUCCCAGCAUUCCGCCAAUGCGCCAGAAAAACUCAGCAAAUGGGCCACCCAGCUUAAAUUACACUACUCUGGAGUGCAAGAUUUGUUCGCUCGAACGCCAUCAUCGGUGUGCGCUGGUGCUACUCAACAAAACAGUGCCUGUUGGAACCCUCCACCCGUUCCACCGAUUGGUCAAACAAAACGUUUCAGCGCUGCAGUCACGGAUUUGACUUCGAUGGCCGAGCGUUUGGACUUUAACUCUCAGAAUAAGGGUGAUCCAGAGGCUCUAGAGUUGGGAGCUCGAAUGCUAGCCAUGGCGAAGAUGCGCAACACUUCGGCUCCUUAUCAUGGAACACCGAGCCUACUGCAGCCUCUUAACCCUGUAGGCCCCAUCUAUGGCCAGCCACAAAUGCUCCCUCACGAUCCCUGGCGAACUGGCGCCGUGAACAACUUUAUGUCCACUCAACCAAUUCAGCCCCCACUGCCGUUGUCCUCCAACGGUGGUAACCAAUAUUCAUCUGGUGCAUCCUAUCAAAUGCAACCUGUUGGAGCACCUUUUUCAAGCCCCAUGGAGAUGAAUGCUCCAGAGAGCGGUUACGAUCCUGCAGGCGGUGUACCGGCACCACCACCACUACCGAGGCAACCUGCUUAUCCGCCACAGCCGGAGCGGCCACCACAACCGGACUUCUCUUCGCCUCAUGCACCGCUACCGGCUCCAGGCGGAGUUGCUCAGUCUCAGCAUCCUCUUCCUUCCAACCAACCCUGGAGAGGUCCUGCAGACACUGAGGCCAGUGGACUCGGUGGUGACGGCGAAGGUGGCUCGUGGAAUCAAGGUGAACUCUGGCAGCAGCCGAUGCCGCCAUCCUCUAAUCCCUGGGAACCGCAACGACCACCACCACUCCCACCACAGUCACAACCUCAACCACCACGUACUCCCGAUGGCAUCGAGAGCAAUUACCAGUGGCCACCCAACUACUAUCCCGAUCAGCAGGGCAGUGGUGACGGUGGUUUACCCAGUCUCGAGGCCUACCCUCAGCCACCUCCACCUGUAGAGAUAAUCUCGACAACGACGGCUUUACCGCCACCGCCAACAACAAUAAUGAUAUCAAAAACUAUGAACUCCACCACUACUACUACCACUACUACCACAACUCCCAUUUCUAUCUCACCGGCAUUACUUUCGACAUUACCACCGAUACCAAUCGUCAGUGAGAGUACUGUGAGACCGGUGAAGGUGGAGAAUGUCAAUGCCAGUCUGCCAUUGCCGCCACCUGCAUCGAUUGGUGGUUUUGAUGAUGAGGACUUUGGACAGCUGACCGCACCACCGCAGCCUCCGUCCGCAUCGACCCAACAACCAUGGGGUCCACCCCAACCUGCUCCGCCAUUUGAAUUCGAAGCGAGCGGAUACUAUCCCGAAGCCGAGGGAGUGGGAAGAGAAGAGGGAGGAGUACCGCAACCACCACCACCAGUAUCUCCAGACUGUUCUCCAGAGGCGAUAGCAAACGCCGGCAGUGGCGCGGACCCACGUUGUCUGACGGGCGGCGAGUCGGACCGGUCGGUGGCCUACCCACACCCCGGUGCAUCCCCGCCUCACUGGCAGCCGCCAGAGCAUCCCGACCUCGAAGAGGGUCGUGCGGGCAGUGGUCUCCCUCCUGACGGCCUAGAACCUCCCCCUCCACUGCCACCACAUCCUUACCCCAGCUACGUCGAGACAUCUCCCGGCGAGCGACCCGAGUAUGGUGGAUUGCCCGACUUCGGGGGACUCGUCCCGCUGGCGAAGACGCCGCUUCCGCCGACCGGCCUAGACCGACCUUACCUUCCGCCGCCCACGACACAGAGGCAACCACCACUGUCAACCACCGCCGUUCCGCCCCGAGAGCUGCCCCCAGACAUUUGGCUGCCUGUGCCUGAGCUUCAGCCCGGAGAUCCAAAGCUGCCCAACUCCAAGCUCUUCCUUCCCGACUUCCCGCCUCACCGGGGUCGCCCGAUGCUGAGCGUCAACAAAGGGAAUACGGCGAUGACCUCCCACAACCACCUUGUCGUGAUCGCGCCUCUCUUGAUCACUGCAAAUCUUCUGAUCUAG
This is a messenger RNA of Echinococcus granulosus, 3459 nucleotides long. Its product is annotated as Glypican-1. NCBI's taxonomy places the organism in Eukaryota, Metazoa, Platyhelminthes, Cestoda, Cyclophyllidea, Taeniidae. The record is from RefSeq and is a predicted model, not a curated record. Bases 1 to 3459 code for a protein of 1152 amino acids. Gene Ontology annotation, biological process: regulation of protein localization to membrane; cell migration; regulation of signal transduction. The transcript has 11 exons. Gene Ontology annotation, cellular component: extracellular region; cell surface; plasma membrane.